Molecule: messenger RNA, 1808 nt
Organism: Gasterosteus aculeatus aculeatus (three-spined stickleback)
Lineage: Eukaryota; Metazoa; Chordata; Actinopteri; Perciformes; Gasterosteidae
Product: cytochrome P450 3A40
Molecular function (GO): heme binding; oxidoreductase activity, acting on paired donors, with incorporation or reduction of molecular oxygen, reduced flavin or flavoprotein as one donor, and incorporation of one atom of oxygen; steroid hydroxylase activity
Source: RefSeq, a predicted model, not a curated record
GUCACGCAGAAGGGAAGUGCUGCAGAUAAAAGCUGUUGCUCUGUGAUCUGCGGUGUUACUGGAGCUUGAGCCCCCGUUGAAAGAAGACAGAGAAGCUGCAGAGAUGGGCUUCUUUCUCUCCGCUGAGACAUGGACCCUUCUGGUGGCUCUCGUCACGCUGCUCUUUGUGUAUGUCUGCUGGAAUUUUGGAAUAUUUAAGAAAUUGGGCGUCCCUGGUCCCCAACCAAUCCCUUUCUUUGGCACAAUGCUGGCAUAUAGAAAGGGAUUCACCACCUUUGACGAAGAUUGCUCAAAGAAAUAUGGGAACGUAUGGGGCAUUUUUGAUGGCCGUCAGCCGGUGCUUUGCAUCACUGAUCCUGCCAUGAUCAAAACUAUUCUGAUAAAGGAGUGUUACUCUCUCUUCACCAAUCGCAGAGUAAGUAAACUAACUAACACUUCCAGUCACUUGUUUCUUGGACUCUCCUCAUCAUCUGUACGUGUUCCUUUGUACCAGAACUUCCGUCUGAACGGGCAACUGUACGACGCCGUGUCCAUCGCUGAGGAUGACCAGUGGAAGAGGAUCCGCAGUGUCCUCUCGCCCUCCUUCACCUCAGGAAGACUGAAAGAGAUGUUUGACAUCAUGAAGCACCACUCCGCUAACCUGACCAGCAGCAUGAAAAAAAAGGCAGACAAGGACGAGCCCUUAGAGCUUAAAGAGUUCUUUGGCCCCUACAGCAUGGAUGUAGUAACCAGCACAGCCUUCAGUGUCGACAUUGACUCGCUCAACAACCCCUCAGACCCUUUCGUUGCAAACAUCAAGAAGAUGCUCAAGUUUGACUUUUUUAGUCCAGUCUUCCUCAUUGUUGCUUUCUUCCCCUUUAUGGCUCCAAUUUUGGAGAAGAUGGAGUUUUCCUUUUUCCCUAAAUCUGUCACAGACUUCUUUUACGCCGCACUGCAGAAGAUCAAGUCCAACCGUGUGCACAGCGAGCAAAAGAGUCGAGUGGACUUCCUCCAGUUAAUGAUUGACUCCCAGAAAAACAUUGACCUCAGUAAAGAGGAAUCAAAUAAAGGUUUAAGUGAUCACGAAAUCCUUUCUCAGGCAAUGAUUUUCCUCUUUGCUGGCUACGAAACAAGCAGCAGCUCUCUUUCUUUCUUGGCUUACAAUCUGGCCAGAAACCCUCACAUCAUGAAACGGCUGCAAGAGGAGGUCGACUCCACGUUCCCGAACAAGGGUCCUGUUGAGUACCAGGCUCUGAUGCAGAUGGAGUAUCUGGACAGCGUCAUCAACGAGUCUCUCCGGUUGUACCCCAUUGCCCCACGUCUGGAGCGUGUGGCCAAGGCAACUGUGGAGAUAAAUGGCAUUGUGAUUCCAAAAGACAUGGUUGUCAUGGUUCCCACAUGGCCGCUGCACCGGGAUCCGAGUCUGUGGCCCGAGCCCGAGGCGUUUAAACCUGAGAGGUUUAGCAAGGAAAACAAGGACUCUAUUGACCCCUACACGUACAUGCCUUUCGGGGCAGGACCCAGGAACUGCAUUGGGAUGCGAUUUGCUCUGGUGAUGAUGAAACUAGCAAUGGUUGAGAUCCUGCAGAGGUUCAGCUUCUCUGUGUGUAAGGAGACUGAGAUCCCCUUGGAGAUGGACGUCCAGGGCCUUCUGAUGCCAAAACGACCAAUAAAACUUAAACUGGUGCCACGUUGAAUCCUAAAACUAAACAAAAAGAAACACAUACGUGAUUUUAAACAUCUCCAUCUGUAUCACCACGUGUACAGCUGUAUGUAAAUCUGUAUCAGUUCGUCGUCUUUGGUUCAUUAAAGCUUUUCCUAACGUGCAA